Oryzias melastigma (Indian medaka) is the source of this 1101-nucleotide messenger RNA. Its product is annotated as heat shock protein beta-1. Gene Ontology annotation, biological process: protein refolding; response to heat. Lineage: Eukaryota; Metazoa; Chordata; Actinopteri; Beloniformes; Adrianichthyidae. Gene Ontology annotation, molecular function: protein folding chaperone. The transcript is spliced from 4 exons. The coding region runs from base 199 to 795 and encodes 198 amino acids. The record is from RefSeq and is a predicted model, not a curated record.
CUCCUUCCAGAAUCAUUCCCCAACAACUUACCGGAGACACUCAAAAGAUAUAAAUACACAUAAUUGGCAUUGUCCCCUCCGAGUCCCGGGGCAACAGGGGAGUUGACACCCCGGCCCAUCACAUUUCAUCCCUUACAUCACACUUGUUAAAGCACAAGUGUGAAGAGGAGGCUGUUGGUUAUAUAAGUUUUGAACCACAUGGGGGAUCAAAAUAAAAUACUCUCCCGGCCCAUUUUCCGUCGAGAUGUCAGCUGGGAUUCUUUCCCAAACUGGACUCAGCCAAGCCGUAUCUUCGCCCAGGACUUCGGCAUUCCUCCUUUCCUGGAGCCCAAUGAUCUGGACUGGCUCGACUGGGCAAAGAAGAGGCUGGCUUCGUUCUCCUGGCCGGGCUACACGCAAAGUCCCCUGCUGCCUCCCAUCACGCCGGACCAGAAGAGUCCGAGACAACUGACGAGUGGCGUGUCCGAGGUGAGAACAGGGCAAAACAGCUGGAAGAUUAACCUGGACGUCAAUCAUUUUUCACCUGAGGAGAUCUCCAUCACCACCAAGGACGGCUACUUGCAAAUAUCAGGAACUCAUGAAGAAAAGCAAGACCAACACAGUUCGGUUUCAAGAUGUUUCACCCGUAAAUACAAGUUACCACAAGGGGUGGAUCUGCAGCACAUCAGCUCAUCCCUGUCCUCUGAAGGAAUGUUGUCCGUAGAAGCUCCCGUCCCGGGAACAUCCAUCAGCAGCCCGGACAAUGAGCUCGUCAUCCCAGUUCAGACCAAAAAGACACAGGACAGUGAGAAAUGAACCAAGCAGCUCAAAAUGUGCAUUUAUUUAACUUGCACAUAGACAAACUCCCUUGCUUAAGCUUAAUAUUUUUAUUUUCUUUUGAUUUUUGGGAGAUUUCUGACUUUAAUUUACACUUAUUAAAAAUUAUAAAUGUUGUUUUGUCUUGGACCCAAUAAAAAAACCUCUGUUGUUAAUUUUGUGAGUUUGCACUAAAUUUUUUUACUAUAAAUUCAUCUUUACAACCUAUUGUAUUAUGCAGCUUAAGCCUUCAUAAUUAAACAGAAAUAAACUUUGAUACAAAUAAAUUUCUUUCACUUAUUUUAA